Messenger RNA from Amborella trichopoda, 832 nucleotides. The record is from RefSeq and is a predicted model, not a curated record. NCBI's taxonomy places the organism in Eukaryota, Viridiplantae, Streptophyta, Magnoliopsida, Amborellales, Amborellaceae.
AGCCUUGCCCAAAAAAAAAAAACGAAGGGAAAGGCACCCAACGCGUCCUCGCUUCGCUCUAUAAAGGCCCAACCCUCCAAUACAAAGUCGCAAACCCUGUUUCUUGUAUGUGUGUGUAAGGAAACAGAAUGGGUGGGUUUAGAGUUGUGGUGAUGCUUCUAUUUGCGUUCAUUGGUGUUUGUGAUUACGCGGCGAAGGGCAUGGAAACUAAUCCCAACUUUGGUGACACUUGCAGCCCAUGCUGCAAUAGGGGCUUCUGCACCAGGUCAUGUCCCCCAAUUUGUCGCUGCUCGGACGUGAGGGAUCACUGUCCCAUCUGGUGCAAAAAAUGUGAUUGCACCGAAGGGGAUUCCAACUCCAAACAAUGUGUAUGCAAGGAUACCUACAACUAUUCCCCACCAGAUUGUCCGGCAUCAGGCUUUGCUGUUAAAGGGUUUGGAAGCCAGCUGAAUUUGAAGUGAAGGUCCAUCAGCUAAUUAUCUAAAACUUACUUACAUAAAUGGAAGGGUCAUCAUCGUAUAUGACCCGCAUAAAUAAAAAAAAAAAUUGUGACUCUUCACUUGGCGUCUGGGCACUGUUUGUCCAUGGAUAUGUGGGGAAGAAUCAUUUCUAUUUUUUUUUUUUGGAUAAUGCAGUGGGGUGGACAGGGCUUUACCCGCUUUCUCAACUAGAUUAGAAGCUUUUUUUUUUUUUUUUUUAAAGUAUUAGUAAAAUGGUCUUAGCUAUAAUGAAAACCAUCAUUAGGGUGUGAUUUGGUGUUUUCUUUGUACGGCCUAUCUAUAUGAAUGGACCUGUUUGACUUGGGAUGCACAAGGAAAGUGAUCAAUUGCUU